AUGGCUCGAGGGUCCUGGCUCUCUCCUCUGGCCAUUGCUGUGAUCACCCUGGGACUGCAGUGGCCACAGGCAGCUGCCACCUUCCCGGCCAUGCCCCUGUCCAGCCUGUUUGCCAACGCUGUGCUGAGGGCUCAGCACCUUCACCUCCUGGCUGCCGAGACCUACAAGGAGUUUGAACGCAGCUACAUCCCAGAGGAUCAAAGGCACACCAACAAAAACUCCCAGGUAGCCUACUGCUACUCAGAAACCAUCCCUGCUCCCACGGGGAAGGAGGAUGCCCAGCAGAAAUCAGACAUGGAGCUUCUCCAGUUUUCCCUGGUUCUCAUCCAGUCCUGGCUGACCCCAGUACAGUACCUGAGCAAGGUGUUCACAAACAACUUGGUUUUUGGCACCUCAGACAGGGUGUAUGAAAAGCUAAAGGACCUGGAAGAAGGGAUCCAAGCUCUGAUGAGGAGGGACUUUGGACUUUACUUCCCUUUAGAUAACAAGAUCAUGACGCCCCACAAGAUCAUGACAGGUCCCAUCACUGAGGAGCUGGAGGAGCGGAGCCCGCGGGGCCCGCAGGUGCUCAAACCCACCUACGAGAAAUUCGAGCUCCACCUGCGCGGCGAGGAGGCACUGGUCAAGAACUACGGGCUGCUGUCGUGCUUCAAAAAGGACCUGCACAAGGUGGAGACCUAUCUGAAGGUGAUGAGAUGCCGGCGCUACGGAGAGGGGAACUGCGCCCUCUGA
This is a messenger RNA of Taeniopygia guttata (zebra finch), 732 nucleotides long. The record is from RefSeq and is a predicted model, not a curated record. NCBI's taxonomy places the organism in Eukaryota, Metazoa, Chordata, Aves, Passeriformes, Estrildidae.